Molecule: messenger RNA, 2046 nt
Organism: Cordyceps militaris CM01
Lineage: Eukaryota; Fungi; Ascomycota; Sordariomycetes; Hypocreales; Cordycipitaceae
Exons: 1
Coding region: 1-2046 (681 amino acids)
Source: RefSeq, a predicted model, not a curated record
AUGGCACAGUCCGCUGCCGCCCCCAAGCCUAGAGGCUUCUCUCGCUUCUCCAAGGCCCUGCCUGCUGUCCCCCAGCUUCUCAGAUCCUCGUCUCGAAAGUCUUCGCUGCCCACCUCUCACCAGCUGCCGCCUCUGCCAAAAGACCUUCCCGAGUUGCCGCCGCCUCCUCCGCCGCCGCCGCACAAUCAAGGCUCCGCGCCGCCCCAGCUGCCCAUGUUGUUCGACAAGUCUCCUCCGCUUCCUCUAUCCGCCGCCGUCUUGCCUGUGCCAUCGGCCAAGAUGUCUAUACCGAGACGUCCCGUCGCUGCCGCCACCAACAAUACUAUGCUCUCACCCUUUCCUGAACCCUCACCAACCGCUUCUCUCUCGAGUCUGAUUUCCGCCUAUUCUCGCCCUUUUGACUCUCCCACCACAACCCCCCACACCGGCGCUUUCCCCGACACACCUCUAGCCUCGAGUCGUGAGGCUUCACCUCCCCCAGAGGUCCCGGAAAAGAAGACGGACAGCACUGCGAGUCACAACAGACUGCCGCCCCCCAUCUCCAAAACAUCCUUCACCGACACUGAGGUACCACCUGCGCCGCCUUCAAAAUCCGAACUCUGGCGUCGCCGCCCUCAAAACGAUAGCCGCGAAAUCUCUGGUCUAAAUCUCGAGCACAGCCACGGCUCAACCGUUUCCAGCACCACCUCUGUCGUUUCCGCCUCUACGACUUCCACGCAGCGUCCCUCCACAGCCGUCCAGGAAGAACUACAGUCGCAGCCUGCCAAGCUACGGAAACCUCCGUCCGUUGGCGGCCUCCCGGGCCGCAACGUUCGGCCUUCGGCUGCGGCCAAGGAGGACCCCCGGCCCUCGACUACUCCCAGCAAACCGACCAUCAAUAUGGUGCAAAGUGAGCAGUCUUUGCCUUCUUUGAGCAAAUCCGCAACCCCGCCACCGUCCAACCGGCCUCCCACGCCCGAAUAUCAAAUGGGCGAGUCCCGCGCCGCCGUCGUCACCACAUUCACCUCGCCCGCUUCGCCCGACUCGUCCCCGGAGUCGCCCAGCAGAUUCUCCUCGGCCGACGCCAAGGAGCUCCCUCCUCCACCACCCAAGAACCCUACCAGGGACACCCCCACCACCACCACACCCAAGCCCGGCUCUGCACCGUCUUCCACUAUGCUCACCGAAAUGCCGCGCCGCAAACCCACCACCGGACCUGUGCCCAGUCGCGAAGCCCAGUCGCCCUCGGUCACAUUGCAACCCGUUCCUCCGCCUGCUCGCGGAGAUUCUCUCGCCAACAAGGUCCAGUCACCUUCAGUCACAUCGCCGCCCUUUUCCCCGCCUGCUCGCAGAGAUUCUCUCGCCAACAAGGUCCAGCCACCCUCGGCUACAUCGCCGGCCGUGCCCCCGCCUGCUCGCAGAGAUUCUCUCGCCAACAGGGUCCAGCCACCUUUGGCUGCAUCGCCGGCCUAUCCCAGCGACCCGAGUCGCGCCCGCACACCGCUGCCGGCAUCCACGCCCUCGGACCAGUCUCGCGGCUCUAGCGUGAGCCCGACCCGCCAACCCCGACGCGACCAGGACCAAACGCCGCGGCAGCAGCGCCGACCCUAUAGCGACCAGCGCAUUGUCCAAACGGAACUGGGGCCCAUGUAUCGCGGCCGCGACGGCACCUUGUACCCGGAGAUGAAGACGUUGCGCGAGCCCGAUCCCCGCGCGUUCCGCUUUCCCACGUGGACGAACCCGGAGACGACGGCCGUUUCGACCGACGGCAUCUACGCCGCGCGGGCGCUCAAGGAAUCUCACUAUUCCUGCUUUCAGAAACAUGCCAUGAUGAACCGCCGCUCGAACCGCCACUACCCGCUGACGUGCCAGACGUGCGACCAGGCCGACGCCAAUGACCGCUGGGCCUGCGCAUUUUGCCACUUGCGCAUCUGCGAGCCCUGCUACCGCGCGCUGGUCAAGACGAGGCAGCGAGAUCUGACGACGCUCGUGGCGGACAUUGGCCGUCGCACACCGCUGCGGUUGUCAUCGGGUGCGAGCCCGGCGGCGUCUGCCCUUGGCCUGUAA